CGGAAAAAAUAAGUAGCCAACAAAAAGAGAAGAAGGAAGCAACCCAAUACAAAGAUGAAAUUUAGAUUGUGUAUUUUAACAAUCUUUGUAUUAUUGUCAUUUCUUUUUAAUAUUAGAGCAGAAAAAGUCUUCGAUGUGAAAAGUUUUGGUGCUACACCUAGUCAGAAGAAUGAUAUCAGUAAGGCUUUAUUAGCUGCUUGGAAGGCUGCUUGUUCAACACCAGGUGCAAGUAGAAUUUUGAUUCCAGAAGCUAAAUAUGCAUUACGGGAUGUACUUUUGGAAGGCCCUUGUAAGGGUUCAAUGGUACUUCAAAUUAAAGGAACCUUAAUGGCCCCAGCAGACCCUAGUGAGCACCAUAGCCAGGGUUGGAUUACUUUCCAACAUGUCGAUCAUUUAACUAUAUCUGGAGGUAAUUUGGAUGGUCGAGGAAAAAUUGCAUGGGGAAAAAAUACUUGUCGUACGAAUGUAAAUUGCAAGAAUCUCCCAAUGAAUUUAAGGUUUGAUUUUGUCACCAAUACCAUCGUUGAAGAUUUAACUUCCCGGGAUAGUAAGAAUUUUCACAUGAAUCUCAUCGGGUGCCAAAAUUUCACACUGCAACGUAUUAAGAUUAUAGCGCCUGGUGAUAGUGCUAAUACAGACAGAAUUCACAUUGGACGUUCUAAUGAAGUAAACAUUAUUGAUUCAAAGAUCGGCACUGGUGAUGAUUGCAUCUCUAUUGGUGAUGGUAGUCGGAAUAUCAAAAUCACAGGAGUAAGAUGUGGACCAGGUCACGGUAUUAGCAUUGGAAGCUUAGGAAAAUACAAAAAUGAAGAACCUGUUAGUGGAGUUUAUGUUAAGAAAUGCGACCUUAUAAAUACUUCUAAUGGCAUAAGAAUUAAGUCUUGGCCAGGAUUAUACAGUGGCGCUGCAACUGAUAUGCAUUUUGAAGAUAUUUCCAUGAAUAACGUGAGCAAUGCUAUCCUCAUAGAUCAAAUGUACUGUCCUUGGAACCACUGCAAUUCCAAGGCUUCAUCAAAUGUUAAGAUCAGUAAGGUUACUUUCUCUAAUAUAAAGGGCACUUCUUCAACUCCUACUAUCGUUAAGCUUUUAUGCAGCAAAGGCUUACCAUGCGAGGGCGUGGAACUCAAUAAUAUUAACGUCGUAUAUAAGGGCCCUGAUGGUCCUGCAAAAUCUGAAUGUACAAAUGUCAAGCCUAAAAUUGGGAUACGAACAGAUGUGCUUCGUGGAUGCUAACGUCAAAGACUUGAAUUUAUAUUUUUAUUAUAUUCUCUAAAUUUAAUAAUUAUUUGUGAACACUAAAGAUUAUUAUGCAAAACCUUAUUUUGCAGAAAAUUUAAAGAUGGAUCCCACAUGCUUAGUAGAAUAAGGUAUUAGUAGGUUGACAUUGUUAAUGUGGUAAAACCUUGUACUUUUACUUUUGUACUCAUAUUGCUUAUGUUAACAAACUUGCAAUAUUGAUAAAGAUAAUAUAGAAUGAUUUCUACAUUAUUAAUUUAAAUAGCUAUUCUUUUA
This is a messenger RNA of Ricinus communis (castor bean), 1512 nucleotides long. RefSeq names its product exopolygalacturonase. The transcript is spliced from 5 exons. Gene Ontology annotation, biological process: carbohydrate metabolic process. NCBI's taxonomy places the organism in Eukaryota, Viridiplantae, Streptophyta, Magnoliopsida, Malpighiales, Euphorbiaceae. The record is from RefSeq and is a predicted model, not a curated record. The coding region runs from base 55 to 1233 and encodes 392 amino acids. Gene Ontology annotation, molecular function: polygalacturonase activity.